AUGACGAUCAUCCAGUCAACAGUUCCUUCUCUGCACGGUUAUAAAGUCGUCAACACUCAGAGAACACACGAUGAAUUCAUAGGGGAAGAGUUAGACAGGAAUCAAGACCACAGUACCAAUUCAAGCACGAAACGAUAUAUGGGUCCCAGGAAGGGUUCGCUUCAUCCAUACGAUCGAAUCCAGGAUCACAGCGAUGAAGCUCCACAGUCGUCCGAAGGUUUCUGGGCAAAGACCGGGCGUCCCUUCGUUCGCUGGAUGUUGACACCCAUCGGUUUCCUGAUAACGAUCUACGGGUUAAAUAUUGUUGCCUGGGGAGGCAUGCUGUUCCUCUUGAUGUGCAAUGCAGCGCCGGCGAUGUGUCAUCCCGACUGCGACAGCGUGAAUUCUUCGCGCCGAAUCUGGAUCGAGAUCGACUCGCAAAUCCUGAACGCUCUGUUCUGCGUGACGGGGUUUGGACUGGCACCCUGGCGCAUUCGCGACCUGUAUUUCUGGGGUUUAUGGCGAUUCAGUCGGUCAGAGCGCAGUCGCCACAGAGGGCUCGUUCGCCUCGCAGAUAUCCAUGCCAAUUGGUUCCGUCGGCCUCAGGAGGUAGACAUGCUGCCCACUGCAGCAUCGUCUUCUGCCAAGCUGGAAAUGGCCCAUCUCACCCCUACGGCCGUCUGGAAAAUGGACGUCGUGGUUUGGGGAAACAUGCUCAACACCGUCUUCCAGAUCUGUCUCGCCUUAUGUAUGUGGACGAUGAAUCGAUUGAAUCGGCCGAGUUGGACUACUGGUCUAUUUGUUUGCCUGGCCUGCCUCGUGGUUGGCAUCGCAGGGUUGGUGACCUGGUUGGAGCAAAGGCAAAUCAAGAAAGAACACGCUGAAGGCCUUACCGAUGCUAAGCCACAGCCUGGGACGUGA
Molecule: messenger RNA, 900 nt
Organism: Aspergillus pseudotamarii
Lineage: Eukaryota; Fungi; Ascomycota; Eurotiomycetes; Eurotiales; Aspergillaceae
Product: DUF2985 domain-containing protein
Exons: 2
Coding region: 1-900 (299 amino acids)
Source: RefSeq, a predicted model, not a curated record